Molecule: messenger RNA, 1418 nt
Organism: Nematolebias whitei (Rio pearlfish)
Lineage: Eukaryota; Metazoa; Chordata; Actinopteri; Cyprinodontiformes; Rivulidae
Product: lysyl oxidase homolog 2B-like
Exons: 14
Coding region: 84-1418 (444 amino acids)
Biological process (GO): peptidyl-lysine oxidation; sprouting angiogenesis
Cellular component (GO): membrane
Molecular function (GO): protein-lysine 6-oxidase activity
Source: RefSeq, a predicted model, not a curated record
CCUGCUUUUCUGGAUGUUAGUCUGAAAGCAGCAGAAGAAGGAGACGCUUCAGGAAAGCAGAGUUUUCAACAGUACCCUUCAGGAUGCUGGUUCCCCAGAGACCAUCCAUCUGUAUCGCAAUCCUGUCCAUGCUGUUGGAACUGGCCCAUGCCCAGUUUGAGCACCUUGUCUACCCACUGGCUUACCUUGAGCCAGAGCAGGAACAUUUCACCCCCCCGGUGCUGGCUCCAGACACACCCAGGAUUCAGCUGAGGCUGGCGGGAGAGAAAAGGAAACAUAAUGAAGGUCGUGUGGAGGUUUACUACAAUGGUACGUGGGGCACCAUCUGCGAUGACGACUUCAACAUCCACGCUGCUCAGGUGGUCUGCAGGGAGCUGGGCUACCUGAAGGCCGUCUCAUGGCUCCCAUCUUCCAAAUAUGGGAAAGGAGAAGGUUCUUUGUGGUUUGCUAAUGUUCUUUGUAGUCAACAGAGGAAGAAUAUGGCGCCAUGUACUGUCAGCUGUCUCGGACACUCGGACUGUAAGCACAGGAUCUCCACAGGGCUCGUCUGCAGUAAAGCGAGCAUUCCCGGUUUAAAAAUCAUUAAUACUGUUUCACAAAACAUGAGGAACCUUGAUAUUCAUGUGGAGGAUGUGCGCAUACGAGCCAUUCUGUCAUCAAACCGUAAACGAAUCCCAGUCACGGAGGGCUACGUGGAGGUGAAGGAUGAUGGCAAAUGGAAGCAGAUUUGUAACACAAAAUGGACUCAGUUAAACAGCAGGGUCAUCUGUGGAAUGUUUGGUUUCCCGGGGGAGAGGAAGUACAACGCCAGAGUCUACAAGAUGUUUGCUCGCAGGAGGACACCAACGUACUGGGACUUUUCUGUCAACUGCACUGGUACUGAAGCCCAUCUGUCCAGCUGUAAACUGGGUCAGACCAUACCGGAGAAGUCCAAUGAGACCUGUGCUGAUGGGAUGCCCGUGGUGGUGAGCUGCAUGCCUGGACGAGCCUUCGCCCCAACACCCAUGACGGGCUACAGGAAGGCCUUCAGACAAGAGGUAAAAACAUGGUGCACUGGAUCCAUCAGAACCAGCAGCAGACUUUAUGGCUCAUGUAUGGGGCCUGUCCAUAUGAAUGAAGUUAAGUGCUCAGGAUUUGAGAAGUCCUUUACUGAGUGUUCCUUCAACAAGGAGAUCGUUGACUGCAGCCAUGAGGAGGACGCCGCAGUCAGAUGCAACAUCCCGGCAAUGGGCUUCAAGGAGAGGCUGCGUCUGAAUGGAGGUCGUAGCCCCUAUGAAGGCCGUGUGGAGGUACUUGUGGAGCGAAACGGGUCCUUAAUUUGGGGGACGGUGUGCAGUGUGGGCUGGGGCACCAUGGAGGCCAUGGUGGUCUGCAGACAACUGGGCCUGGGCUUUGCCAGUAACGCCUUUCAGGUAUGA